Messenger RNA from Metarhizium acridum CQMa 102, 1683 nucleotides. Lineage: Eukaryota; Fungi; Ascomycota; Sordariomycetes; Hypocreales; Clavicipitaceae. The record is from RefSeq and is a predicted model, not a curated record.
AUGAGCGACAGACAAAAAGGCCAACGCCAGACCCGUGGUCGUGGCCAUGGCCGUGGACGUCGACGCGGCCAUUCUCAGGGACCUGCAAGAAGCCCAGCGCAAAGAAAUCAUGACACUCCCACCGACACCCCAUCUCCCAUCAACGGCAAUGAGACGCCGCCUCUGCCAUUCGAUGCAAAGCCGCCGCUCACAGAAGCCGUUCCGCUCGAUACGCCGAGGUUCUCUGAGCUUGACAAGCAGCGCCUCCAUCCCUCGCUCACCGAAGCCAUCACCAAGGACCUUAAAUUUGACCACAUGAUGCCUGUCCAGGCCGCCACUCUCUGGGAACUCUUGCCACCGCAUCGCCACGACUGUCUCGUCCAAGCCAAAACCGGCACAGGCAAAACUAUCGCCUUCUUGCUCCCCGCCCUCCAGAACAUGAUCACCAAGAAGCAACCCGGCGGUUCAGCCAUCUCACUCCUCGUCAUUUCGCCAACUCGCGAGCUCGCAUUGCAGAUCGCGCAGGAAGCCACGUCUUUACUCCAAAGAUUGCCAGACUAUCGCGUGCGUACCGCCAUCGGUGGCACAAACAAGGACCGCGAGGAGAAGCAAAUUCUGGAUCGCUGUGACGUUCUUAUCGCAACGCCUGGUAGGCUCAUUGACCACAUGUCCAAUGAAAAUAUACUAUGGGCUUUUAGGGACUUGGAUACGCUUGUAUUAGAUGAGGCCGAUAGACUCCUCGAUAUGGGCUUUCUACCUGCCCUUCGAGAAAUCGUCAGCAAGUUGCCCGACAAGAAACAAGCCGACAGACAGAGCAUGUUGUUCUCAGCCACGAUUGCCGAACGCGUCAACAAGAUUGCUGGUCUUGUUCUGUCGCCGGGAUACAAAUUCAUCUCUACAAUUCCCGAAGGCGAAGCCAAUACGCACGAACACGUACCUCAAGUCCUCAUCACAGUGCCUACGUUUGCAUCUGUCACCGCAGGCAUGGUCGGCGCAAUCAGGGAAGAAGCCGCCAACCACGACAACUUCAAAGCCAUUGUUUUCGCUCCUACGGCUGCACAGGCGGGGUUCUACGGACAUGUUUUGUCCAUGAUCCCCGGUUUACCACCUGUGUCUACACUCCAUAGCCGAAUGACGCAGAACAAGCGAACCAAGAUCACGAAUGACUACCGUGAAGCACCAUCCGCUAUUUUGGCAGCUACGGAUGUCAUUGCCAGAGGCAUGGACUUCCCUGGCGUGACGACUGUAUUCCAAAUCGGUAUACCCUCCGAAAAGGAGAGCUAUAUCCAUCGUCUUGGCCGCACGGCACGAGCAAACGCUGAAGGACGUGGUAUUUUCCUCAUUUGUGAGGCAGAAUCAUUCUUCCCGAGGUGGACUCUAAAGAAUUUCACCUUCAUACCCCACGAGGCAGAUAUCUCGUCUGCGGAUGAAGUUGCGCAGAUUCUGGAUACGAUUGAUGAGGAUGAAAAGGCGCAGAUAUACAAGGCGUGGUUGGGAUAUUACAAUAACCAUAUGAAGGGCUUAAGGUGGGACAAAACGGAGCUUGUCAGGCAAGCGAAUAUAUUUGCGCGCGAUGGGCUGGGCACUCCGGAGACGCCACCUAUUCAGAAGAGUGUCGUCGGGAAGAUGGGACUGAGAGGCACGAGGGGACUAAAUGUUGUGCCUGAUAAGCCUAGAGGUAGGGCUGCUAGGGGAGGGAGAUAG